Molecule: messenger RNA, 9840 nt
Organism: Mesocricetus auratus (golden hamster)
Lineage: Eukaryota; Metazoa; Chordata; Mammalia; Rodentia; Cricetidae
Product: KIAA1671 ortholog
Exons: 13
Coding region: 403-5658 (1751 amino acids)
Source: RefSeq, a predicted model, not a curated record
UGCCCAGAGUGUAGGGCAGGCUGAGGGAAUAAAAGACCUUUACACCCCAGCGUCUCCUGCCCCGGAAGACUUGGGACCGAGGGGACCAGAUCCCUGCCUGAAGGUGCACAUUCCUGCCCCCAGCCACUGCAGAUUUCGGGACGGUGGAUUCAGAACUGCCACUUCCCUCAGGACCUUGAUGCGUGCUCGGAGACAGUGAGCCCUGCAGAGACAGCCUGUGGGCACAGCCUUCUUCUCCUUGCCGCUUCUGCCAUGGGCGUGAGUGGACGGCCCAUUCACCAUGAACUGUGACCCUGCUGGCAUUGCCAGGUGGCCCUGUGUCCCUCGCCCAGGACCUGACAGCCUGGCAGUUGCUUCCUCAUUUCUGGUGUGCUUAAUCCUCAUGGAGCUACAUCCGUAACCAUGGUGACGCGGGUCGAAGUUGGCUCUAUCGCAUCCCUGAGGGCGGGGCCGGGCCUUGGUGACAUCAGCAGGGAGGAAGCCCUGAAGAGAACCUACUUUUGCCAGACUGGGGACGCCCCUGGGGCUCCCUCCACUAGGCUCCUAAGAGCAAAAAGCCCCCUACGGAACCACCUGUUCCCUCUGCCCAUUGCUCCCAAGCCUUUUCUUAAGGAGCAGGUCCUUGAGAAGAAGGCUCCUGUCACACCUUUGUGGCCUGGAGCCACUCAGUCCUGUCCUUCAGCUGAGGCCAACAAGAAGGAAGCUAAAGAGGACGUGGCUAGAAGGAUGCCAAGCUUAGCCGGCCAGGAGGCAGACAGUGGGGAGACCCUGCAGAAUGGCCCAUCUGUACCUAACAAGGCCAUGUUCCUGAGGUCUGGCCCCAGCAGCAUGGGCCUCUUUGAAACGACCAAAGCUGGACCCAGCCUGGGCAAAGGAACCAGUGAGGGGAGCCAGGAGGCUAGCUCCCGGGCAGCCCAGGUAUCUCCCUUAAGUGCCAGGCCUGAGGUGGCCGCCAAGCCUGCCCUCCCUGCUCGAAAGCCCCCAGUGACUCUGCCCCGACCAACCUCCCUGUUCCGGGAUGCUGGGUCCGCUGUAUCCCAGGAGGAGGCAGGCCGAGCCCAACCUUUGCCAAAGGCCCACAGUGUGGAGGACCCCGCUGGACAGGCUCCAGAGGCCAAGCCUCACCCAAAGAGACGGCCCAUGUCAGCAGUGUUCAGCGACUACCUGCAGCCCCCCAAACCAGGCUCAGGUGGAGUGGCAGUCAUGAGCAAAGUUCCCCCUACACCUCCCGAGAAGACAUGGAUGAGGAAACCCAGGCCUCUGUCUGUGGACCUGACAGCUGUGUUUGAGAGCAGAGAGACGUUGCCGAGAAAGGUGGCCAGUGAGCAGAGUGCAACAGAGCCCCAGGGCCCGGAGAGGACCAGCAUGGAAACCAGGGCUGAUGUAGAGGGCCCUGCCCGCAUGGGCGCCACCCCUCAGGACCCAGAUUCAGACUUCCAGGAGGUGGCCAAGAGGCUCCACGCACGGAGGGAGAAGGUCCUUCGUAAGCAGACAGAUGCAGACAGUCCCAGGACUGCCAGGGCCAGGGCCAUCUCUGGAGACCAUCAGAGUCCCCAGGUUGAGGAAAAGCCAGACCAGGAGUCAGAGAAGGUGCUGGAGUCCCCUUUGCCCAGGCCAGGAAGAGGCCUGGGGCUGGCCCAGGUCAAGGGUGGAGUGUCUGACCAGGAGGCUCCUGCAGGGAUGGAGAGGAAGUCUGCUGGGAGCAUCAGGAAGUGCCUCAGCCUGUUUGAGGAAGGCAGCACUGUGUCUGAGCCCUCCCCCGUGGCCCCCGAGUCCCUGCCCUCAACGCCAGAGCCUGAGAGAUGUGGCCCGAAUGUUCAGGCUCGGAUCAAAGGCUGGACUGUGGAGAGCACAGGGGCGAAGCCAGAGGUCAGGAGAAGGGCGUCACAGGGGCGGCUGUUGCCUGAGGAUUUGACCAAACCGUUCUCACGGUCACCUUCAAGCAAUGAGGUUGGGUACGAGAAAUGUGCUGUGUUGAGCGGUGAGCGCCCCAGUGAGAGGAGAGAAAAGCCUAAGGAAGGGCAUGGUUUGGAUGGAGCACCCGCUGCAAAAAGUCCCUGGAAGUCUGGGGUACCCCAGAAGUCUAGGCAGACCGAACCCAAAGAUGCUUCUGACCAGGAAGACCCUGACAGGUGUCAGCGUGCACACUCAAUGGCAGACCCAGGCCCUUCUGAAGUCAGUCCAGAUGAUGAUGGCAGCUUCCAGAAGGUGUGGGCCACAGUAUUUGAGCAUCAUGUGGAGAAACACACAGUGGUUGACCAGGCAGGCUGUUGUCUCUCACCUACACCCCCUCCUGAUGUCACUGACAUCCCAGAUCCCAAACCCAGGCCCGAGAAAGGCUAUUGGCUAGGGAAGGACCCUCCAGCAGUAUUGAACAAGAGAGACAGCUCCAGGUGGUCCAACCAUGCCGACCCGGGGGUGCUGGGACGAGCUGUCCCUGUAGAUGUGGAGCCGAGACAGUGUCGCACAUCUGUCCCCGAGACACACCCCAUGGGAGAAGGACACAGUGGUCACUCUGUCCGGAGGUGUCUAGAAAGUCCCCCUGUGUCCCAGAGGAUCCAGCCCAGGUAUGACAUUGUGUAUGCCUCAGGGGAGCGAGCACAUAGUGAAGCAGUUUCCAGGGUGCCUGAGGAGAAGGCGGUGACGCUGCGCGUUCCCAGAUCCCGGCUCUCACUGCAGGGCCGGCAGCUGUCCCAGGAGAUCAGCCCUACUCACCUGGAGUAUGCUCUGCAGGCUCACGGGGGCGCUGUCCAAAGGGCAAGUUCAGUAUGGGAAGCUCGGGGUCAGGAGGCCAGUGGACAAAAGCUUGACUGUCAACAGCCAAGGGAUGGAUUUGGGGGUGGUUGCUCACCCUCCAAAUGGACGGGAGCAGGAGUGGUGGCAAACUGUCACAGCACCUCUGUGGUCAGCAAAGAUCUCAGUGCCCCCCAAAGGGGUCCAUCCUGGGAUGGCUCUUCAAAUCCUCCAUCCAGGGCCACCAUUGAGCCCGGUGACUCCUUAGUACGAGCAAGGCCGGACUCAUUGUCUCUGCCAAAAAGUCCACAUGAAGUUGCCUAUGAGGGUAACCCAAGACCAGCCCAGGCAUUGCAGCCCGAAGUCAGAAUGCGGAGAUCCAACCCUUCGGAGCCAAGGAUGGACAGGUGGAGACGGCGGACUCUGCCCCAUGAUGUGAAGUUUGAUGCAUUCAGCCUCCUCAAGCCAGAGAACACUUCCGAAAGGCAACAGAGACCUGCAGAUGAUGUGAUCUCCCUACCCUGUGCCUUAAAGAGACCUCCGCUGUCCUACCACCAGGCACAAACACAGGAGGUGGCUUACCCAGUGGAGAAGCCAGGGCAGACUGCUGAACCCAGUGCAACUUUCUUUGCCGUCACUUAUCAGAUCCCUGAUAUUCAAAAGGCUAAGAGUGUUGUUAAGCCAGGGCCUGAAAAUGUGUUGGAACCUUCUAGGAGAACAUCUCCUCCUCUGUCACCUCACUCUUCUGUGUCUACUGUGGCUUCUCCUAGCCAUGAAGAGCCGAGGGCUCCCGCCAGCAGUAAGGGCUUGGCUAAGGGGAAAGAAUAUGAAGAAGCAAAGAGCCUUCCAAAAUACCCGAAGGCCGCAGAUCAGCCUUCAUCUGCCAGGGACAGGACUCUGGAGCCUUCCAGGGACAGAGUCAUUGAUGUGGAUGCUCUGGGGACUCACCGAGUCUCAGAAGAUGGCUCCUCAAAGGACAGCAGGAUUAGGGCAUCAGGAGCGGAUGCCCCACAGACCUCUCCAGUCCUGAGGCGCCCCAAAAGUCUCCUAAGUAGAAGGAGAACAGAGGUGAUCAGCGAGACAUUCCCAGGGAAGAUGAGAGAUGGCUACAGGUCUGGCAUCCUUGACAUCGAUGCUCUGAUGGCCGAGUACAAAGAGCACUCAAGCAGAGCCCCCAGCAAGGCCCAGGAGCAGAGGCACAGUCCUGGGGAGCCCAGUGGCUCUCCUCAGGAGAGAUUAGAUUGGCCCACGGAGGUGGAGUGGCGGCGGAGGAGCCUGAAGGAAGUUCCGAGAUCAGAUAGUGUUGGGAAACAAGCAGGGGCCUCUGUGAAAACUCCCCAGUCCCCUGGCCCUAGCAAGCAGCCAGCAGAGCCCUUAGGGGCAACCAUGACCACCAAGUCUGGCCUGCCACUGUGGGCACCACCACACUCGGCUUCUGCAGAAAACUGUCCCUCACUCUCCCCUCUCCCUGUUGGCUCCAGGAAAAAAUCCACAGGCAUCACUGAGUUUGAAAGCAAGCCCUCCUCCAGUGAGUACCAGGAGGCAAAAUAUAAACAAGGCCCAGUCAAGUCCCAGGAACCAGGCAUCGAGGACAGAAUCUCCCCCAGGUCACCUCCCUCUGACUGGAAGAAAGGGACACCAAAGAGAUCCACCGGUCAGGGGGUAGAGGGCAAUGGGGUGCCGUGGGGAAACCCUCCAUGUGACUAUGUUUUGUCACCACUGGACAUCAAGAGGGCCUGCUCAGAGAAGGGCCCACCAGCCAGGGUCCGGGAGGGCCUGUCCAUUAUGCAGGACGCCAGGCAGCGGAGACAAGAACAGCCCAGAGGGAAGCCAGCUCUCCCGACUGAGACUCCCAAGGCCCCAUCAGUGUCCUGCCGAAAGGAGACGAGGAAGCCAGAUGGCCCUAAGGUGCCUCUGCAGAACCCGGAGCAGGGGGAAGGUCUACAGGAUGGCCAGCAGCCUCUCCGGCAGGUGUCCCCUGUUGCCUCUGUCCCUAGGCGAAGUCACAGCUUUUGCAAGGACAAGAGGAGUAGUCCCUUUGUGAACCAGCUGAAGCAGUGCUUCUCCAGGAGAACCACCGAGGCCAAGGACACCGACACCCUUGUGCACGAGGCCGACAGCCAGUAUGGGACCUGGGCAGACCAGCACCAGAAUGGAGGCAGCUUUGGGCCCGAGUCCCCGUCCUCUCCUGACAGCAGCGCUGCAUCUGCUGGGAAGCAGCCACCAAGCAGCCACUUGUCCUCAUACACGGAAUCCACAUCGGUGGAGCAGCAUGACAGCUCCAGGGACCGGCGCAGCUCCAGCGUGGACCGCUCCAGUUCCGAACUGGAGUCCACAGAUGGUCCUGAAGGGCCACCUCCAUCAGACGCUUGUCCAGCAGAGAGAGAAGAUGACUUUUCCUUCAUCCAUCAAACCUCAGUCCUCGACUCAAGUGCCCUGAAGACCCGGGUGCAGCUGAGUAAGCGAAGCCGCCGUCGGGCUCCCAUCUCCCACGCGCUCCGGCGCAGUCAGUUCAGUGAGUCAGAGAGCCGGUUCCCUUUGGAAGAGGAGUCGCACAGCACUUGGAUGUUCAAGGACUCAACAGAAGAGAAGUCGCCCAGGAGGGAGGAGUCGGAUGAAGAGCCACCCAAGGUGGAGAGGACCCCUGUCAGCCAUCCACAGAGGAUGCCCGUGUUCCCAGGCAUGGACCCAGCCAUGCUGAAGGCUCAGCUGCAUAAGAGGCCAGAAGUGGACAGUCCUGGCGAGUCCUUCAGCUGGGCCCCCCAGCCCAAGACCCCUAAGUCGCCCUUCCAGCCUGGGGUGCUGGGGAGUCGGGUGCUGCCUUCCAGCAUAGACAAAGACGAGAGGUCAGAGGAGCCCUCGCCCCAGUGGCUAAAGGAGCUGAAAUCCAAGAAGAGGCAGAGCCUGUAUGACAAUCAAGCUUGACCAGACAUCACCAUCCAUAAACUCAAGCCUUAACCGCCAUGCGUCAGAACCCGAGGCCAAGCCACUGCUCCUGCUCCUGCUCCUCCCCAGUCAUGCUCCCGUGCCUGGGCCUUUCUGCCCUGAAGACACAGUGCUGAGCUUCAUCUGGGUCCCCACAGGAAGGAAUACCCUGCCCCAGUACCUGCUCCAGUCUCCAGAAGGACCUUCCUGAGCUCCUUGCAGGAGUGGAUUGCCUUUGGCAUGGCAGUUGGCCUUCCUGCCCUGCACACACCUCACAGGAGGACUCCCUCAGCUCCCCAGGAGCCCUUCUGAAAGGACAUGGACAAGCAAGCUUGAAUGGCUCUCAGUCCAGACAUUACACUGGUGUCUCCUGGGUUUUGAUUUUUGUUUUUGGACAGGCUCUUCUUUUCCUCACUUAGAUCUUUUGUUGAUAUUUAUAAGCACACAGCCCCCUGUUCUGUCAGUACACUUAUCCUGCCUGUGAGGCUGUGUGCACAGUUGGCCUGUGUCUCACCACUUUCAAGUCUGCUUUAGAGGGGGACAAAGCAAUAAUGCAGCCAAUUUUCUUGGAAACUUGACAACACCAUGUAUUUCAGCAUUAACAGACAGACGAAAGGGAUGGACAGUAUCCAGUUGCCUCAGGUUACCCGAUCCCUACCCAAGCCUAUGAAAGCUUGUCAGUUUUACCCUCAUCCACAUCUGGGUUGCUCUGGUUUCUGUGAGGUAGCCUUUUCCCCUUGGUCCCAAGUGUUACCAACCUCAGUGCAUGGUCAAGUGCCUUGGCCACUCUUGUACUAGACCUGCUCCGGGUGUCUUUCUUCCUCAUCUUUUCUGAACACGUGUGUCCUGCUGGAGUGAAGACCGGACUAAGUCAGAUCAGAACAGAUGCGGCCCCACCCCAUUGAGUGACCCACCCGGUUGAGUGAUUGUUGAGGUCUGUCUGGAUGUUGAUCUAACUCAAAGUCUCCUGUAGUGGGAGCCUCAGGCCAGAUGCUGGGCCACGAUGUUCUCCUUUGCAUUCUGCUAGCUGAAUCCUCACUCCUGGAAGUUUCAAGCCUUCUGUACUCCGGACAGCCACCCUGUCUUGUUUCCUUUUGAAUGGCCUCAAGAUGUUAUCAGAAGCCCCAGCACCAGCGGUCAUCCCAGACAUGCCAGGUCAGCUGCCCGCCGUGCCGGCAGCUUCCAGAGACCUUUUUCCAACCUUGGCUUGGUGACAUGUUUGGUUUGGGCAGUUCCAAGGUGAUCCAUGGCUGUGGAGGACCCUGGGUCAUGUGCUCUGACAGAUGCCUGCCUGGCACUUGUGCCCGAUACUGCCCUGACCUCCUCAUCGACAAAAGUCGUUCUCUGUAAAUCCAUUACCUGCAAAUGGUGUCAAGACCCGCCUCUCUGUCUUCUCGCCUUAGCUCCUCUCUCAGCUACCCUCUCUGCCCAUUUCCCUUUGGAAGGAUGUGGUGGGAAAAGAUGGUGUUAUUGGGUUAGUAGAUCACCUGUGCCUGGGGGCUGAGGUACACAGCACUUAGGAGACUUCAGGCUCCACUCACACCCCACAUGCACCCCACCCGCACCCCACCCGCACCCCACCCACACCCCACCCUGUGCUCUGGCUACUGACAAGAGCAGAAGUUCACACUUCACUGAAUUCUCUUCCUUCCCUGAGCUAGUGGUGAGCGGACAUCGGUCCCCUGAAAUCAUUUGGGCUUCAGUCUCCUGCAGAGGCUUUCGUAGCUCCUCUUUUCUGCUAUGUUUUUGGACCCACUUUGUACGCUGUAGCACGUUUGACCCGGUAGUUGCCUGCCAGGGACUCCCUUUAGAACACACGAGCAGGGCUGAGGAGGUGUGUGACUCAGUGGGUGGAGCCUGUGCCUAACACAGAGGUCCCGGGUUCUGUCCCAGUUCCACAUAAGCUGAGUGAGGCAGUGCACACCUGUGAUCCCAGCACUUGGGGGAAAGGAAGAGGCUUGGAAGUUCAAGGCCAUCCUUGCCUACAGAAGAAAGCCGGAGGCUAGCCUAGACUGUAAAAUCCACUCUCAGAACGGAAAAAAGACAACAAACAAACAACAAAACAAACCCACAAAGCAACACUCUGCUCAUGUUUCUAACUUCCCUCCGCUCUCUUCUUUGUUCUGGGUGUAAAGAAUCCCACGAUGGCAGAAAGUGUUCUGUUUCAAGAAUUGAAAGGCAUAGUAGUAGAAUCAAAAUAAGUUUGCCUUGUCUAUCACUACCUAACCCCUUGCGCUUGAUUGACGAGAAAUAAAUUUGAUUCCACAGGGAGACCCAUAUACUGACCCUCCAGAACCCAAGAUCUGACAGUCUCACUGGGUCACGAGUGACCCUUCUGGUGCAGGUUGGCCGUGUCCCCCUUAGAACCAGUGCGGUGAGCAGAGAGUCCAUGCUUAGACCCAUGGCCAAGCUGAAAGAGUGACUCAUUUAUUCCCCUUCUCUAAACCAGGUAAAGACUCUGGGGUCAAGUAGUGUCCUGUUACUCCUUUGGUUUCUCCAGGACCCACCUUUUAAAGUAACUUAACAUGCCUUAAGUGUGUGCAGUUCAGACACUUCCAUCUCCCCCAACUCUCCCUUCUGCUAACUCUGACUAUCUGCAGAGCUCCAGUAUGCUUCAUCUGACCCCUCUUUGCCCCACCCCACCCCACCCCAUAGAUAGACCUUCUCCCGCAUAGUCUGGCCUCACACAUACAGAGGCCUUUGUCCUGUGAAAUCAUACGGCACUGUGGGGAGUCUUCAAUUGCAACAGAGAACCAUGUGGUCCUGGGGAGUUGGGAGCCUAGUGUAAAAUUCAUCUGAUGGCCUCAGGUUUGGUAGAAUGUAGGGGCAGGGCCAGAGGAGCAAGCCAGGUUUCUGUCUAGAUACACGUUUUCCUCCUGCAGUGAGACCACCUCUAGGCAUAGGCCCAGGUCUUCAACCUUAGUCACUGAGCAGAGAUGGGAAAAAUCCUCUGUGAUUUCCCCAAGGGAAAGCUGGCCAAUCCUGGGAUGUGUGUGGGGCUGAGAGCUGCUCUGUCAAUCCUGGCUUUAAGAUUGCUCAUCCAGGUACCCACAGGAACCACCUGGAUCUAGACUUGAUUGAAAAGUGAGAAGCCACACCUGCCAUGUUAUUAUUCAGUCCCUGUCAAGUCCUGCAACAGAGAUGUUGUACCCUCCCAAUGUGCCUUUGCCCCAUCAUGUGUUGACAGGGAGCAGAUCUCCGAAUCUCUAGGUUCCUGACAUUGCUGGGGACAUUCUUGAGGUGGAGGGAACCCCAGGAGACUAGCAGGGCCCACUCCACACCUCUGAGUUUGCCUUGGCCUCAAGCCCCUCAGGGAGAGAGGACACCAUCAACUUUCAGAAAGGUCAUGUUCCAGAAGCCUGAAGCCAUGUCAGAAGGCAGCAGGCAGGAGACUUCACUUGUCCCUGUCCCAUGACCUCCAUGACACCUAGAGCAUCCGUUCAUCUCUAAGCUCCCACAGGAAAAGACACCUCACAGCCCGCAUCCUUCACCUAUGCUGUGACAAUCCCUGGCAGCAUCCAACCAGCUAGAAUCUCUCCUAUCCUCUAAAGGACAAUCUGAGCUUUUUAAUGUUCCUGUCCCGUGUCGCCUUACAGAUCUUGUUAUAUGGGUCUCACAAAGGUAAUGUAUUGAUACAGGGAAGGCAUUUAUACCAAGUUGCUUCUUAUUCUGUUCCAGAAGAACCAUGAUCCUCAACACACUUUGUAUGCUGGGGUGGGAGAAUGGAAUUAUGUCUGUGAAUAUAGGGUUAUAUUUUCCUAACUGUUCUUCUGGGUCCCGCCUGGGAUGUUUGCGACAUGAUCGGGAAGGACUCACAAGAUGCACGUCCUGCCCAUGGCAUUCUGACAGCUGCCUUACCAAUCCACAAGCUGCAGGACUUCGGAAUGAAGGUGGACGGGGCACUGUCGCCAGUCCCAGGAAGGACCUAACUGCGUGACCGAGAAUUCAUCUAUAAAAACUGUAUUUUUACUGUCAAAACAAAUGGGGCUUCCUGGACUUCACAGUGAACGGAUGUCCCCUGUGUUUUUAUAUUUUGUCACCGUAAGAGGUUUUCUGGCACAGACAAGCAGUCAGGAAUCCCAGCUGGCUGCACCAAAUGGGGUGAACCCUGCAUGUGCAAACGGGGCACACCCAGACUCCAAAAGUAUUAAAUAAAGAUCUCACAGCAGUUGUGCUGGUAAA